Molecule: messenger RNA, 3291 nt
Organism: Eleginops maclovinus (Patagonian blennie)
Lineage: Eukaryota; Metazoa; Chordata; Actinopteri; Perciformes; Eleginopidae
Product: FH1/FH2 domain-containing protein 1
Exons: 12
Coding region: 1249-3000 (583 amino acids)
Biological process (GO): cortical actin cytoskeleton organization
Cellular component (GO): cytoplasm; cytoskeleton
Molecular function (GO): actin filament binding
Source: RefSeq, a predicted model, not a curated record
AGGACGAGAGGCAGAGAGAGGGAUGUUGGCCAUAGUGACAUCAGACGUUUGGUGCCUCCGGGAAGUUCGCCCGGACUCUGUGGCCUCUCGACGUUCGGCCGGCAGAUGACCAGUGGCCUUACCUGUGAUAUGCUCUCCUGGAGGACAAAGAAGAAAGGGUAUGGUCCUGCUGUGUGCUCUGUCAGGGCUGAGCCUGAGGUUCCAGCGGUGUGUUCGGUGGCUCCGCCCGCCGUCGUCCUCGCUCUCCGUGGUGUCUUGCCGCGCUACCCGUGGACGCUUACGUCUGCGCGAGCUGAUUCGCUGGAGAGAACCUGGCUCCUGCAGUCUGAACCAAUCAGGUUAAAAGGCACAAGUCUUCUCGCCCCAGGUCCAUGACCUGAAAGUGGUUUUGUGAACCCACCAAUCAUCAGGUCCAAAGGAGGCAGCCCACGAACAUACCUUCCCUGCUCAAAACCACCACUGCAUUGUUACCAUGAAUGUGUGGUGCAUGGCAAUGUGGUACGCUGGGGAGAAGGGGAGGCCGAAGAGGAGGGAAGGAACAGAUCUUCAGAGGCAGAUAGAGACGUUUGUGUAUACACAAGUAGCAAUACAAACAGGAGAUGCAGGCUCGAUAAGGAAAUUAAGGGAAAGGGUGCAACUCAAAUAAACCGAAAGAGUGAUGCACCAAUGGACAAAUGUAUUUCUCUCUCUCUCUUUUUGCUUCCCAAAAUUCACUCUUUGUCUCAGAACCAGAAUCAGAAAGAACGAUGAAAGUGAAAUAACGCUAUUUGGAUAUUGCAGUAGUGCUACAGAAAGGCGUUCCUUGGAUUUUCUCCUCAGAGUUGCAUGCCGAACUAAACUCAACCCAUCACCUCACAUGAAUUCUUUCUCAGGGACCGAGGUCACAAUGGAUUUUUGUAUCAAAGCGUCAGACUCGACUCGCCGCUGAAGGACAAUCACCGCAGCCGAGGCAAUUGCAGGGUACGUUGCAGCGAGAACACCCUAAGGUGGUUCGAAGAUUGUGAUUUGGUCGUGUGAGUUAUGCGCUUCUGUGGUUGAAGCGAAGUGAAACUGAGCAUCCACAGACAUUCAGAUGCAGAAACACAACGUCUGAGUGGAGCACAGUGAGACGAAGAGCUGCUGUGAGGAACAUAAGGACGAAAGCCAAUUAAUCAGAUCCAAAAAGGCCCUGUUUUUAUCCAAAAUGAGGAAGGAGACUACUUUUUUCUCAAGAACAAAACAGGAGUUAUACCCUGGUUUGUUGGGGUAAUGCUCGAAAAGAUCCACAGAACUUUUCUCAACGUCACAAACACCGUUGAAAGACCAAUGAAGGAAUCAGACCAAACCAAGGAUAACCCCCUGACUUUGGAAUUCGACCAAUCCUGGGGUUCAUUCGGAAAACCGUCUGCACGUCUUUGCCUCAACACCUUGGAUUUCACAGACCUCUGGGACGAGGAAGACAGCACAGAAGACGAAGGAUCCAGUUCAAACAAUGAAUCAUCGACGGGUGGCCUCCAAGCCCCUCCAGCACCCCCACCUCUUCCUCCCCCUCCCCCUCCCCCUCCUCCACCUUUGACCUUGCCCUCCCAUAAAGGUGCAUCCACCAAAUCUCGCACCUUGAAGCUCCACUGGAGGGAACUGCCGAGUUUAGCUCCACUUCCCAGGAUGACGCGCUUCGGGACUCAGACUAUUUGGGCCGGGCUUGAACCGGUGCAUUUGGAUACAAACCGGCUGGAGUACCUGUUUGAAUCCAAGGGCAGCAGCAGCACUUUUAAUGUGGCUUCUGGGAGGCAGAAGCAGCCGUCGGUCACGGUGUUGGGGAUGAAGAGGAGUAACAUCAUAACCAUCGCCCUGAGCAGCCUCCCCCCUCCCCGCCUCCUCCCCCCUGCGAUCUACAGCAUGGACAGCAGUGUGCUGGACAGAGAGGACGUUCAGCGGCUUAAAGAACUAAUCCCAACUGAAGAGGAGCUCUGUUUGAUCAAGGAAGCCAAGGCCCUGAACCCCCACUCUCCUCUGGCCCCCGCCGAGCUCUGCCUGCUCACUUUGGGGGAAAUACAACAUCUGAACUCCAGGCUUCAGCUGUGGGCCUUUGCUCUGGACUAUGACUCCUUAGAAAGGGAAGUAGCUGAGCCUCUCUUCCAUCUGAAGUUGGCCAUGGAGCAGCUCGCAGCCAGCCAGACCUUCAGAUGUAUUCUAGCAACAGUGUUAGCGAUUGGUAACUUUCUCAAUGGAUGCAAGGCCCGUGGUUUUGAGCUGAGUUACCUGGGGAAGCUGUCGCAGGUGAGGGACACGUACACUCGCCAGCCUCUGCUGCUCCACGUCUGCGUAUUACUGCUGCAACUUUACCCACAAUCCUCUGACCUGUACUCGGACAUCACUGCUGUUACUAAAGCCGGCAAGUUCGACUACUCCCUAGUGCAGUCCAACCUCUCCCAGCUGGAGGCCCAGUGCAAAGCAUCAUCAGAACAGCUAAAGAUGUUGGACAAGGCAGAGAAGAUAAAAGAAAAAAAUGAGAAGAAGAGAGGAGGAGGAGGAGGAGGAGGAGGAAGUGAUGCUUUGGCCUCAGAGGGCUCGCUUCGUCACCAGCUGCCAAAGAUUUUGAAAGAGUAUGAGGGGAGGCUGAAGGUCCUGAAGGCCAUCCAUCGUCGGGUUAUCAACAGGUUCCACUCUUUCCUCUUAUUCCUAGGCUACUCCCGAGCUAUGGUGAGAGACACGAAGGCGGAGGACUUCUGUAAAACCAUCAGCAACUUUUCUUUGGAGUACCGGAGCACGAGACAGGCCAUCCUCAUGCAGAGAGAGAGGGAACGCCAGAAAAGUGGAUCAGAGAGCCCAGGCCCUAACACACCCGUAGGCCGGAGGAAACGUCAACAAACUCCGACAGAGGAAAAUGAGGAGCAGUGCAAGCUGGAGGAAGUUCUGAAAACACCUGAUUUCAACCUGAGACUGGAUUCCAGUUUACCUCGAAACCGCAGGAGGGUCACUGACAUCAAAGGUCCAUUCUCACGGAAAAUGAAGUGGUGACCCUGCUGAUACACUUUGGUGAUGUCCAGUCACUAUGUUUGAACCAAAUUGAUGUAAUUGUUAUUUAUGAGACUGUUUUUAAAAGUGAAAUGUUUGCCGCACAGUGUUGUUUAGCAGUAGGGAUCACAGAAUUUCACAUUCAAUGUUAAAGAAAUGAUGCACAAUCUAUUUUGAAAUGUGUAUGAAUAGCACUUUUUCUUUCUGUGUCUUUGUAUGCACCAUUUAUACCAAAGCAAAUUCCUUGUAUGUGUAAACCUACUUGGUAAUAAAACCAAUUCUGAUUCUGAAAAA